Molecule: messenger RNA, 951 nt
Organism: Pogona vitticeps (central bearded dragon)
Lineage: Eukaryota; Metazoa; Chordata; Lepidosauria; Squamata; Agamidae
Source: RefSeq, a predicted model, not a curated record
GGAAACAACAGCACCAUUAUCAAUGAGUUUGUAUUUGUACAUUUAACAAACAGUUUUGUACUGCAAAUCAUCCUCUUUCUAGUGUUCUUGACUUUCUACAUUGCCACUUUGGUGGGAAAUCUUGGAAUGAUCACUUUAAUCAUGAUCAGUCCCCAUCUCCACACCCCAAUGUACUUCUUUCUCAGCAAUCUCUCCCUGCUGGAUGUUUGCUUCUCCUCUGUGGUGACCUCUAAGUCCUUGGCAAACCUUGUAUCAGAGACAAAGACUAUUUCCUUUAUGGGGUGUGCAAUGCAAAUGUAUUUUGUAAUAGGUCUAGGAAGUGCAGAGUGCUUUCUCCUUGCUGCAAUGGCAUACGACCGCUACACAGCUAUCUGUAAACUACUGCUCUACCCAGUCCUCAUGUCCCCCAAAGUCUGUAUUCUUCUGGUGGUAGGUUCCUACGUUCUUGGGCUUCUGCAUUCUCUUCUCCACACUGUCUUCACGUUCCAAUUGCCAUUUUGCCAGUCCAAUGAGAUCAAUCAUUUAUACUGUGACAUCACAACUCUUCUAUCACUGUCCUGUUCUGAUAUCUAUAUGAAUGAACUCCUGAUUUUUUAUGUUGCGGGACUUGUAGAAGCCACCACUUUGCUGAGUGUCCUGAUUUCUUAUGUAUAUAUUCUUGUCAACUUUGUGAAGAUCAGCCCAACCACAGGAAGACUCAAAGCCUUCUCCACUUGUACCUCACAUUUGACGGUUGUUACAAUCUUCCAUGGUUCUAUCCUCAUUUUGCAUUUCCGGCCUAAGCCUACGAAUGGAUCAUUUAUCGAAGAUGUGAGUGACAAAAUUCUCUCUGUCUUUUACACAAUUGUCAUUCCCCUGCUGAACCCCUUGAUAUACAGCCUGAGAAAUAAGGAGGUGAAGGAUGCCUUGGGAGUUGUCCAGAGGAAAGUGUGUAGCAAUAUAAUGAGGUAG